This is a messenger RNA of Zygosaccharomyces rouxii, 1788 nucleotides long. It is a transcript of the gene CHA4, whose product is annotated as Cha4p. The record is from RefSeq and is a predicted model, not a curated record. The transcript has 2 exons. NCBI's taxonomy places the organism in Eukaryota, Fungi, Ascomycota, Saccharomycetes, Saccharomycetales, Saccharomycetaceae. Gene Ontology annotation, biological process: regulation of DNA-templated transcription; DNA-templated transcription. Gene Ontology annotation, molecular function: zinc ion binding; DNA-binding transcription factor activity, RNA polymerase II-specific; DNA binding. The coding region runs from base 1 to 1788 and encodes 595 amino acids.
AUGAAACGUAGUGGCAGUAGUCCAGAUGAGCCAUCAAAUUCUCGAAAACUAGCUUGUCAAAACUGUCGAAAGAGAAGAAGAAAAUGUAAUUCAGAGAUUCCUUGUUCAAAUUGUGUGAAAUAUGGGAUUGAGUGUGUACCAGUAGAUCAAGAUUUGAGAAGAACUCGUUAUACUGCAUCGUACGUGAAGGAAUUGGAAGACCAUGUUGAACACCUGGAGAAGACUUUGAAAAAAGCUAGAGAAGUUGAUGAUAAAAAUGAGAAGGAGAAAAUACUAGAUUCUGUACCCAUUGUCAAUGCUGUACCAUCACCAGGUCAAGAUUCACCAGAUAUCCAAUUACCAGAGACCUCAGCGACAUCUGUUCCACCAGUAGGUACAAAUAGCAUCUACCCAACGAAUUCUCUUUCUAUCUCUAAGAAGAAGAGGACUCCUGAGCAGUUGAAAAUUCUGGUCAACAUGAGAAUGUUGUCUAGAAGUCCAUUUAUUCUUCGUUCAUUAUCUUUAUUCUUUAAGUGGUUGUACCCAGGACAUUUCAUGUUUAUUCAUAGAGAAACGUUUCUAAGUGCAUUCUUUGGAGAUGAAUCUGCUAAAAGUUACUACUGUUCAGAGGAACUUUUAUAUGCCAUUGCAGCUCUUGGUUCUAAACUGUCCAGUAGUGAUGGUGAACUCUUCGGUAAAUCAGAGGAAUACUACCAGACCGCCAAAAACAAAGCAUUAAAACUUGUCUUUCAGUUGGAUGGGAAUUCAUUUGCAGAACUGACAUCUUCAAAUAAGUUAGCAUUUAUUCAAACACUUUUAUGUCUGGCCUUUUAUGAUGUAGCCGCCGGUGAGAAUGCUAUGGCGUGGUACUUAUCAGGAUUGGCUUUUAGGAUCGCCCAUGAGAUAGGUCUUCAUUUAAACCCAAAUGCCUGGAAUGAUGUCUAUGAAGAUGAGCUAUCAGAUCUUGAUUUUGAAGUAAGAAGUAGAAUCUAUUGGGGUUGUUAUAUUGCGGAUCAUUUAAUAUCUGUCCUUUUUGGUAGAUCUACAACAUUAAGAUUAUCAAAUUCAACUGUUCCAGAGACUGAUGAACUUCCCGAUAUUGAAACUGGUAUUGAGGAUUAUAUCUUUGACCCCAAGGCGACUUUAUCGUUAGCCAAUCCUCUAAAAAGGUUGAUCGUUCUCUCAAGAAUUACUGAAGUGUUUGCCGGUAAGAUAUUUAUUCAAACACAAUCAUUGAGUCAAAGGUGUCAAUAUCUGUCCAAAUUCAAUGUAGAGAUGGUCCAUUGGAGGCAAGACUUACCGGAUCAGUUGGCAUGGUCGAGGGAAUCGUUAAAAAAGCUGAAAUAUUUUAACCCCACAACUACAUACGUGUGGUUUCACUACUACAUCGUUUUAAUUUCCUACAAUAAACCAUUUAUUUUUGAUCGUAAGCCUAGUAGACAGUUGAUUGAGGAUUACAUCGAAGAAUUGCAUUUGAUAUUAGAGGUAUGGAAAUCCAAUUUUGAAAAUUUUGAAAAAUGUAGCAUCUACAUGGUAUAUUCGGUGAUAUUAGCCGUACAGUGUAUGAAAACUAAUUCGAUAAGUCAACAGCAUUACAAAGAGUUUACCGAUUUCUUAGAAUCACCUUCGUUAAAUUACGAUUUAGCCAAAAAAUUCGUUGAAAACGAACUAAGAGCAGAAUGUAUGGAUCCAUUGAGUAGUUUGACUUAUGGAAACGAUUUAGCGCUCGAGUACAACCUGGACUUUACCUUAUUGAAUGAAAUUGAUACUUUAAUUGGAACCUCUGGUGGUGAUAGUACACUGGGUUAA